UUGCAGUCUUCAUCUCGCUCCACGUCCGAUCAUCCAACAGUGGAAGCACCUCACAGUCAUCUGGAAGCUGCACCACCAAAUGUUCCAGGUCCAGCAAAUGGACAAGUGCGCAAGUACCGCGGCUCACAUCGAUCUUACAAAAGUUUGCUGGUUUUUUUGAAGGGUCUUCGAGUACCGGUAUCGAAGGCUCGUUAUCGUACUAUUGAAUCGCUGCUUGACGACUUGAAUAGCAAUAUUUCAAUGCCAUUUGGCGUACGCCGUUUAACGACCCCACGUGGCAAAACAGCCAUUAAAAGUAUUGAUGAACUGCAACAUUUCGGGCGGUUAGUUAAUGUUUUUGUGCAAGUAAAAAUCUUAUUGUAA
This is a messenger RNA of Gongylonema pulchrum, 363 nucleotides long. Lineage: Eukaryota; Metazoa; Nematoda; Chromadorea; Rhabditida; Gongylonematidae. The record is from the annotation of a GenBank genome assembly.